CCAGCGGGACGGGGUGCUGUGGCUCUGUGACCGGGGCGAAGGAGGAGGACAUCCCUGUCUUCAAGCGGAGACGGAGGUGCAGCUCCAUAGCAGCCUCGGAGAUGAUGGCUCACAGUCAGAGCAACAGCAAGUCCCACCGCAGGACUUCGCUGCCUUGCAUUCCGCGGGACCAGUCGUCCGGUACCAGUGUGUUGGUGGACAUCGCAGUGAUGGGUGAGGCCCAUGGAUUGAUAUCAGACUUGCUGGCAGACCCCUCGCUGCCCCCUAACACUUGCAGCUCUCUGAAGGCUGUCAGCAGUCUCCUCAGCACCCAGAUUAUCCUCCAGCCACUCCAUCGGCCCCAUGUGCCACCAGUCACACACGCCUGCUCCGACUCAGAGGACGGGACCGAUAAAGUAGAAAGACUGGCCAUUCCAAAGCGUCUUCGGCGAAGCCUUCCCCCAGGGUUGUUGCGGAGAAUCUCAUCCUCGUGGACCACAACCACAUCUGCCACUGGGCUACCUGCCAUAGAGCCCGGACCUGUACGAAGAAACCGCUCAGCUAGCAUCAAAUACACCACAGAAAGUGAAUCAUGGAGAAACUCAGUCAUGACAACCAUCUCAAAAAGCCGCUCCAUGUCUGCCUCGUGUGCCACAUCCGUCACAUUGAACCACUUCUACAGCAAACCACCGGGAAAAUCAGGUUUCAUCAACUCCAACAUAUCACCUUUGAGCUCCCCAUGUCCGUCACCACCUGUUCAGGGUACCCCUGUCUCCAGCCCAACUAUCAAGACAUGUUUAGUUCAGCUUCCUGAGAUUUCUGUGCCGCUGACCGAGCAGACCCCGGCUGGCUGUGUGGUCUCCAAGAGUCAUCACCGAGCUUUAACACACAGCCAGAGCGCCCCAAGCUCCACCACCCCUCACUGGCGACCGCCAUCACUCUGUAGCAGCUGCGGCAGGCCAUUCAACAAUCGACUGAACCACGGGGUAGAAUCUAUGGUCAAGGUAGACCGAAUACCUUGUCCAGAGGAGCGUGCGGUUACCUCAUCGGACUAUGACAGCACGUAUGACAGCACUUAUGAGACCAACCACAGUGACAGCAGCGACUUUCUACAGAAUGAGGAAGAAGCUGAAGCAGGCAAGAAGCCGUCUGAGGCAAGAGAAGGCUGCCGGGAGUAUCCGUCGGAGAGCAUCGUUCUUCAUCCCCUCCUGCCAUCCCCUGAGUUUGUCCUCCAUACACAGAACAAGCUAAUCCUGGCCCCUGAGCCGCUGGUGAUGCCUGGGUUGGAACCUCUCAUGAGUCAGCUCGACAAAUGGAAUUUCCCAAUUUUCAGUCUUGUGGAGCGGACACACGGAAAAACAGGUUGCAUUCUUAGCCAGGUAUCCUACAGGCUUUUCGAAGAUGCAGGUUUGUUUGAGACCUUCAAGAUUCCUGUCGCAGAGUUCAUGAACUACUUUCACGCUUUGGAGAACGGAUAUAGAGAUAUCCCAUAUCACAACAGGAUCCAUGCCACUGACGUGCUGCAUGCGGUUUGGUACCUCACCACUCAACCCGUGCCUAGACUGCCCACGCUCCCGACUGAGAAUGGCAUACACACCGUUUUUUUUUUCUCCCCCCUACCUGUAGACCCAGCAAAUGGCAUAACCCCUGGUGCUACGGCCUUUCUGUCAACCAAGAUACACUCUUUGUUGGAGGAAGGCUAUGGCUCCUUGUCUUGCCUAAUUCCGGGCCUGGAGCUGAUGGCCUUGUACGUAGCUGCUGCCAUGCACGAUUAUGACCAUCCGGGAAGAACCAAUGCCUUUUUAGUAGCAACCAGUGCACCCCAGGCGCUUCUGUACAACGACCGUUCUGUCUUGGAAAACCAUCACGCUGCUUCAGCGUGGAACCUCUUCAUGUCUCGUCCGGAGUACAACUUCCUGGUUAACCUUGAACAUGUUGAGUUCAAACGCUUCCGAUUCCUUGUCAUUGAAGCCAUCUUGGCCACUGACCUAAAAAAACACUUUGACUUCCUUGCAGAGUUCAAUGCCAAGGUGGGUGACGAAGGAAUGUCUGGGAUCGACUGGACAAACGAAAAUGACCGAUUGCUGGUUUGUCAGAUGUGCAUCAAGCUCGCUGAUGUCAACGGACCGCUGAAGUGUAAGGAGCUGCACUUGCAAUGGACUGAAGGGAUCGUCAAUGAAUUCUACGAACAAGGGGAUGAAGAAGCAAGCCUGGGCCUUCCCAUCAGCCCUUUCAUGGACCGCUCAGCGCCACAGCUCGCUAAACUCCAAGAGUCGUUCAUCACUCAUAUAGUGGGCCCCCUCUGCUCCUCGUACGAUUCGGCCGCUCUGAUGCCCGGUGACUGGGUCGACCUGCCGGAGGGGGAGGUGGAGCAAGAAGAAUCAAAUGAGAGUCAAGAUAUGGAGGAGGAACAGGGAGAUUGGGAGAGGCACAAGACAAAGACGGGAAACAGGAGGAAAGUGUUCUGCCAGAUCACACAGCACCUUCUGGAGAACCACGAAAUGUGGAAGCGAGUCAUUGCUGCAGAUGUCCAGGAGGACACCUUGAAAGAAGACCCAAACUGUCUUAGUUCCUCCACUGAGCCAAUUACAGCCAUUGAUGAGGAAGAGGAGGAACAAGCAAGCAAAGAGGAGGAAGAUUUGACCGAAUGUUUCGAUAAAAACGAAGAGGUGCCAGCUAUAGAUGACGGGAACGGGCUGUUGCAAUCGCAGACGUCAGGCGGGGAAGAGGAGGAAUCCCAGUGAUAAUCUGAACAAGUGCGUACUCCCAAACCAGGAAUUUGUUUUACCGUUCUUUGUUUGCUCUCCUAACUCUUAAUAUGGUAGCCAGCACAUCACUUUGACACAACACUGUAGAAGAUGUUUUGGGUAAUUUGUGCCUAACAAAAACAGGGUUUACGACCAGAGAUUUUUGGAGGAGCAAAAGAAGUGAACUCAGUGAAGACAAAGAAGAAGAAGAAAAAAAAAAACUUGAUUUCAUCCGUGGUAUCCAGUCUUUACCUAGCUCGCCCUUUCGUUUACAUCCGCACAACGACACAGAUGGCUGAAUUCCUCCAUCAGUGAGAAGUACGAGGUGUGUCUGAAUUGUUCCAGGGCUCGCGUUAAACAUAAUUCAUUCUGCUGAACAUAUUUAAAACUCAAAGGAAAGUUUUUUCUUCAUCUACGAAGACAUUUCGCUGCUUUUGCUUCAUUCAAUGGGCGAGAAGAUGUGACGUGAGAGUCGAUGCAGGUCAACUGAUUUGGACUAUUUCUUUUGUGACACAAGUCUUUGAAAUAUUCAGACACACCUGCUACAUUGUCACAUUCCUUUGCCAAUUACUCUCGUUGCUCGUAGCCUCCCAUCCGAGCAGUGGCGUGCGAAGCACAGUGGAUGUCCGUGACGAGCGCAUGAAUAUUGGUAUUUGGAUUAUUAGUAUUGACCGGCCAAAAUUAUUUUGCUGCCCACUCACCAUCACGUCGACGAGGAGGGUGAGUGGCAUAUGCCUGUCAGGUGGAUAUCCAGGCCCACGCCUACUCAUCCCCCACCCCCCCCCAACCCAUUGCUCACCACUACAUCUGAAUCUGAGCAGACUUCCUCUCAUAGACAAUGAGAUAAAAGCCAAGGAAAAAGCUGUUUCCACUGAGGCUUGGCAAUGUAGGGAAAACGUACGGCGGGGGGAAAGACAUCACACCUGCAUACUUAGACUGAAGUUUUAUAUGCGCAUAGAGUCCUACAGGACAAACAUGUUUCAUACAGUGGACAAAAUAGGAGGCUGAACAAAGAGCCCUCUAAAAGCUUUACCUCCCAUCAAAGAAAAAAAAAAACAACUUCCAAAACAAUGUUUUACUUGGUGUCAAACAAUAGCGUGUUUCGGUGUAUGUUUCCUCCCACAGCACACUUAACACGUUGAUAGGUCAUGCAUCUCAGGUAGGCAGGGAAAUAAAACCAAGAUGACCUUAUUACGGUACUUUCCAAGGCAACUCAUCCGCUUGAAAUGAUUAUUUAGAUUAUUAUUGAUUUAACGUAUGACCAUGUACAUACACGUGAUUCCCUCUCCCAACGAAACUCAUCACGGAACAAGAUAACCGAUCGUAUAUUCAAAUGAUUUGCAAAACUCUCGUUCUUUUUCUGGUUCCUGUAGACAACACGUUAUUGUAUGAUUUGCUUUUUAAUGUCACCCCUCGGCUUUUCUGCUCAAAUUUUAGCAUGCGGAUGAAAAACGUUUAUGUUUGGUGCCAUAUAUCGAACAGUAUACACGGACAAAAUUGCUGGUACUCAUCCGUUAAAGAAACACCCACAAUGGUCACUGAAAUGCAAGCGACAUAAACAAACGACAAAUCGGAAAGAUGUCCUUUGGACAAAUGAGACAAAACUGAAGCUUUUCAGCAAGUCACAUCAGCUCCAUGUUUUACAAGUGAAAAAAAAAAAAUAUAAUAUUUUUUUUUAUCUGUGGCUGCUUUACUACAUCUGGUACAGGGUGUCUUGAAUCUGUGCAGGGUACAAUUAAAAUGUUAAGACUAUCAAGGCAAUCCUGAGGUGAAAUUUGUGCUGCUCAAUGUCGAAAAGCUUGGACCUGGUCAUAGGUCAGGGUUCCUCUACUUGGCUAAUGACCCCAAAUAUAUGGUUAAAAGGACUUAAGAACAGCUGAGAACAAAACAUUGGAUUAGUCCGAAGCGCCUAAAUCCAAUCUUGUAUUGUAAUCGGAUCCAAAUACUUCAUGACUGGACUUUAGUCGAUUAUUGACGUAUCUGUAUUUUACUUUAUUUGUAAAUGUCUCUCAAGUUUCACUCCACUAUUUCAGAUGAGACUUUUACUCAAGUAAUACUGUACUCUCCAAGCGACUUCUAACAAAGUGACUGUAUAUUCUGUUAGGAUACUUUUAGUCAAGUAUCACCUUUAGGUACUUUAAACGGGACUGUGUAAAUCACAUCUGACCUCUCUGAAAGGAAACGGAAACAUGCAGUCUGGAGAAGACACAACCUGAGACAAAGUGGUUGUCACUUUAAGAAAGAUUUGCGCAGGUCCGACAUCACUCAGGGUCAACAAACCAUUCUGUCAAACUUGAGUCAACUGGAUUUAAUGAUCCCCACCCGAAAAUACGUGGUCCACGUCUUUGAUGACGCUUAUCAUAAGGAAGUCGAUCUAUUGACACUUGUCGGACAAUUAAACGACGUUAAAGAAAAUACGCGAGGCGCGUCUUGUGUCGUAACUAUGAACUUUGCGAGGGUUUUUAGGACGGCGUUUGACCCUUGGAACAAAUCGUUUGUAUUCCAUGAUUUCGUGUGGCAAUCAUUUGAUGACAUCCAAACAAAGAUAGCAUUCGAUUAUUGUGUGAAAUACCCACCGUGAUUUUCCUCACAACCUUGCGGCACAUGCGGCAAAGAGGAUCCCAGUCGAUUUCCAGAAAUGAAAUGAGUUCGCCGUCAUUGUUUAACCACCGUGGAACCAAGGGAGGAAUUACUUCGCACCACAAUUCAAACAGCUUAAUUGCAACCUCUUAAAGGUCAACAAGUACAAGGCUUCGGCUCUGUAAUCACACCAUUGAGCUUAGAAAACGCAAUGCGCCGAGGCGCUCUCACUCUUCCCAUGAACAGUGAUUGCCUUUGCAUUUUUAUUCUUUUCAUCACUAAGAUAUGUCUGCAAUUAUCUGACGACAAACCAUAGCAACUAUCCCGAAAAGCCCGAGAGCGGAGAGUUGACAUUGCAACCAUGAAAGCACACUGCAUCCACCAACUUAAUCACGACUUCAAGCACGUGUGAGCGAAAUGCUCUCUCCGACACAUUUUCAGACAAAAAGGUCAUUGAAGAUUGCUUUUGAAAUGAUACACUUUGCAAAAUAAUAUUGUCAGCAAAUAGAAUUGUCUGACGAUGAAAAAAAAAAAAUUUCAUUGAACGGGCAUGUUUGUAGAAACUGAACUGCUGUCUUGUGACCCAAUUACUUAACUCAAUUAGAGUUUCUCCAAUGUUAAUACCCCUCUAAUUCAUGAGCUGGACCCAUUGCACAGUUCUUAACAUGCCCCUCGUGCGGAAGAGAGCUAAGCCGUGCAACCCAUUGCUCCUGACUGCCAAGGCUUGACAAAAGAUUUUUUUUUUUUAAUUAGCCUUUGAUUUAAACAAAAUAUCUGUCCAAAGAAAGGGCUCAUUGUCCCUUUGUAUGUUUCAAAGGAAACCAACGCGUUUUAUGUACAAGACCUUGACUCAAACAACAACAACAA
This is a messenger RNA of Hippocampus comes (tiger tail seahorse), 6173 nucleotides long. RefSeq names its product cGMP-inhibited 3',5'-cyclic phosphodiesterase A-like. The transcript has 15 exons. Lineage: Eukaryota; Metazoa; Chordata; Actinopteri; Syngnathiformes; Syngnathidae. Bases 102 to 2723 code for a protein of 873 amino acids. The record is from RefSeq and is a predicted model, not a curated record. Gene Ontology annotation, molecular function: 3',5'-cyclic-nucleotide phosphodiesterase activity. Gene Ontology annotation, biological process: signal transduction.